AUGGGCAUUAUGGCUUGGAAGGAUGUUUGCAAGCUUACUUCUCAAGGGGGCCUUGGUAUGAGAUCCCGUGUUGUGCUUAAUGAUGCCUCUGACUUGAAAUUUUGUUGGGAUGUCUUGAAUUCCAAAGAAGAUCGUGCUUUUCUUCUCAAGAGUAUAGCUCUGAAAAACAACAUCAAUGUUUUCUACCAUUUUUCUUCUACAAUUUGGAGCAGCAUCAAGCUAUACUACCUCAAUAUUGUCUCCAACUCUAGGAUUUUGAUUGGUAAUGGUCUUAAUACUAAAUUUUGGUUUGAAUGUUUGUGGGAUACCUCUCUCAUUUCCCAUAUUCAAAACAAAAGCACUAUCAACACUAACUCUAUGGUGUCUGAUUUUAUUCUUGAUAGAAGUUGGUACUUCCUUGACACUAUGUUAAAUUUAGUACCUAACCUGCCUUUGCUUGUCAAUCAAGUUACCUUGCCAUUGGAUCCAACUAAAGACUCCAUGAUUUAG
Molecule: messenger RNA, 489 nt
Organism: Vicia villosa (hairy vetch)
Lineage: Eukaryota; Viridiplantae; Streptophyta; Magnoliopsida; Fabales; Fabaceae
Exons: 1
Coding region: 1-489 (162 amino acids)
Source: RefSeq, a predicted model, not a curated record